Messenger RNA from Vespula pensylvanica (western yellowjacket), 974 nucleotides. Its product is annotated as protein apnoia. The coding region runs from base 1 to 552 and encodes 183 amino acids. Lineage: Eukaryota; Metazoa; Arthropoda; Insecta; Hymenoptera; Vespidae. The record is from RefSeq and is a predicted model, not a curated record. The transcript has 3 exons.
AUGAAGGGGAUUGGUUGGACGUUGAUGUUCUUUCUCCUACUGGCGUCAUUUUCAAAAAAAGUGAUAUCCGAGGAACGAUCAGAUUUUUAUCAUGCGAUUGGCAAAGUCGAAGAAGGAAGAAGCAACGGAUUAACGGCAGUUUCCAAGAAACCUUUGAUCGAUCAGUUUUUCGACGAGAUAUUCGAUGGAAACGUGACCGAAGGAAAAGGGGUCGAAAGUACAGGCCGUACUUUCGGCGUCAAGAGGAUACAAUUUAUGUUGAUGCCGAUCAUGUACAAAAUGGGAGCAAUGAUGACUCUCUUGACGGUGCUCACUGUGAUUUCUCUGAAGGGUCUUUUAAUCGGAAUUAUUCUAUUGGUACUGAAGUUGAGUAGCUUCCUUGCCAAGUUCUAUUCUGUUUGGAAUCAACAACACGUACCGCAUUCCUGGUCGCCUCAACCGAUCCACGUACACGUUCACAAUGAUCUUCCUUAUGCUCACAGACAAGCUUAUCAUGGUUGGGAAACCAUGAGCGGACCAGGAAACGAUGAACAUUAUUAUUACAGGAAAUAAAAUAUGGAAUGCACUGGAUUCGAUUAUUUCUUUCUAUCGAUCGUAUCAAAUGAAAAUACGACGAUAAGAAAUGGAAUAAUAUCGAUAAACUGUGAUUCAUUUAGUGCCUUUCGUAGUGCCUCAGACUUUGUGAUCGAUUACUUGUUAAUUUAUAAAUUAUCUAGUUUCUUGCUUACCGUAAAUACUGCUAUACGUUUCAUCCGUAUUCGCUGAUUGAUUUUAGUUGAGGAAAGAAUAAUUUGAAGAAUGAUUUACUUACCUUUUAUAUAAUCUUCGGAGACUUCAUAGGAGAUCAUUUAUGAAGUUAACUAUAUUAUUUUUUUUAGUUAAAAGUAUUCUUAGCGAAUAGUUAUUGUAUAACUAAGUUUUAUAAUUUGUUAGUUGUCCUAAUACAGAAAGAGAGAGAGAGAGAGAGAGAGAGA